UGUUGUGCUGGCUCCUACCUUGCCCUGUCCUCAUCCCUGUCUCUUGUAACCCGCCCUAGGAGCUCCCAACCAUGAACCACCGCGAGUCUGCCUUCCUCAUAACGGUAAUGGCGGUGGCGGUGCACGUGACUAAGUCAGCAAAUAGCCCCAUUCAGCACAUGGCGGCUGUUGAAGGCGAAGAUGUGCUCCUUAACUGUUCAACAUCGUCCAUAAUCGACAGCGUGCGAUGGAGAUAUGGACAGUCUAACACAACAAUAUUAUUUCGUGGCAUUCAAUUUGUCACACCCUGCAACCCACUUUUCUGCUACGUGGUUUUGUCUGGGAACCUGAGCAGUGGAAAUGGCUCCAUCACUCUGAUUUCAGUCCCAGCGAACGCGAGUGGAAUGUACCUCUGUUUUCUGGAAACAAGCAGAGCUGAUCAUCAUCAUGGCAUGGUGUACAACUUGACGGUAACCUCUAAAGGUACCGCUGCUACGACGCAUGCAGCGACAUCGCCGGUGCCAUCAACGGUGCCAUCGAUGGUUUCGCCCUCGCGCGGCAAUGCGUCCAUCGCCAUAACCGCGUGGGCUCUGAUCUUCCUUCUGGUGCUGAUGGUACUUCUCUACCGGUGCCACCACCGCUACCACAGCAGGAAUUGGUGUUGCUGGAAGAAAAUGAAAAGUAUUUUCAGCCGUGGUGAUGGUGAUGGUAUUGAUGAUAGUGGUGGUGGUAGAAGGAACGGAGACUCGGGAGAGACGCACCCUGUUGGAGAGACUCGUCGCUUGGAGGAAAUGGAGACGAGUGAGGUGGCGUACGUCGCACACAAUGUCAGCUGGAGACGAGAUCGUGUACGCAAACCUUUAAACGGAGCAUCUACCACCUUGCGCACAGCCUCGCCAAUCUCUCGGAGAAGACGUCACAGUGUACACGACUAUUGCGGAAUUCAGUGGGGAGAAUGAACAUCCAGGCUGAAAGGAGUCGUGAGAAUAUACAAUAGCAGUAGUUGGACAAUGCCUUAACCACCAAACUGAACUUUUAUAUUACCAGGUAAGGCCCCACUGAGCUAUAUAGAUAGCUCUUUUUCAGAAGCGACCUGGUAACAAAUGACAACUCAACGAAGUGGC
Lethenteron reissneri (Far Eastern brook lamprey) is the source of this 1103-nucleotide messenger RNA. RefSeq lists its product as uncharacterized. Gene Ontology annotation, cellular component: plasma membrane. The record is from RefSeq and is a predicted model, not a curated record. Lineage: Eukaryota; Metazoa; Chordata; Hyperoartia; Petromyzontiformes; Petromyzontidae.